UCAAAUAUGUGUCAAAAAGACUUGUUUGUUUUGUUCCCAUUUUUCAAGAAAAUUUAGUGUUUUUAUCCGAAUUUGUGCCUGUGUAUACUGUGAAAACUUGCACAAUACCGCCUUUAUCAUGGGUAGAUGCAAUGUGUUAGGCUGCCCCAUGAAACGUUACAAAAAACAUUCAAAUAUAUCGUUGCACAAAUUACCAAAAUGUAAAAAAACUAGAGAUAAGUGGCUGGAUAUACUCGGGGCCGAAAAUGUAGUCACAACAAAAUAUACUUAUAUUUGUUCCUUGCAUUUCGAAGAAAAAUGUUUUAACCGAACAUUGGAUGUAAUAAGACUGCGCGAUGAUGCUUUGCCUUCAAGGGAGUUGUUGAUACCAGCUCAAUUUGAUGACUGUGACAAAGAACAAUCUGUUACUCUCAAAGAGGAAUUUGAGGAAAAAGCUACCUGCAGCACUUUUAACUAUGCAGAGUCACCAGCACAAUUUGAUGACGGUGAGAAACAAGAUUCUGUUCCUCACAAAGUAUUUGAAGAGAAGGUUGUCUGGCUUGUCUGCGGCACUACUGAUAACACUACUAAUACAGAGGAGGACAAAACACCACUGGUCAUUCAAAAACUUAAGUCUAAAUGCAAAGAACAAACGAUAAAAAUCAAAAGAUUAAAUGAAAAAGUGAAAAGGCAGUCUAAGAGAAUAGCAGAUUUGAAAACUUUAAUAAAAGAUUUAAAAAAAAAUAGGAACGAUGAAUAUGCGUCUGUGUUGGAGCAGUGUGCAGGCCAGGCCCUAAAUAUUUUCUUAAAGGACCCCAUUCACGGGCGCGCCAAUCCGCGGACUUGUCGCCAGCAAUAAAUGUAAAUGUCCACGGAAUGGUACGGCUCGGGGCUCGGCUCGCGGUGCGUGAAAUGAAUGGAGUACUUAAGAGACAAAUUGCGAAGAAAGAAAGAAAAACAGUGAAGAAAUUCGAAAAUUCCCUUUGACGCUUCACUUGUUGUCUCCAAAUGUCUACAAUUUUGUCCGCCGUACGUAGAGUACCUGUUUGCCACAUCCAAGAACUUUAAAAGGCGUGACGAGUAUACGACUCGUACCUCGUACUUAAUAAGGUCGAAAAAACACUUAAGGUAUUUUUGACAAACCACUGGUCUGUGGUCUGAACAAUAUUAUCUGCAUGUGCUUAAAUUUUUUAUUUACAUUUAACAUUUUGACGAAGUUAUAGGACGAAUUUUGAGGAACUAGCUUCAUGAAGUUCUUGCUGGAAUGUGACACCGAAGUAUUAUUAGGGAAGAUUUAUAUUAGACCAGGCCGUGUCCGAGCCGGGGCACUUUUGUAUGAAAUUUGGCACGGCCGGCCGAGGCACGGACGAGCCACGUCACGCAUGAAACUUCAUACAAGAGUGCCCCGGCCCGGUCUAAUAUAAAUCAUCCCUUAGUCUUUGUGCCAAUUUCUCCAUAGUCGGUUAGAGCAUAACCAGGUAUUAGUGGUUGACUUUUGACACAUCUUUCAAGAAUUUAAUAUGGAGGUGACGUAUAAUGGGAGAUUUUUUUUUGACGUUUAAAAGUUCCAAAACCGACUAAUAGAUGGCACCCUCCUGUCGUUUUUUAUGAGCUGCUUUCUUCUGAGGGGACGGAAGAUGUCAUAAAUGGUACAAAGCUGUCUUGAACUAGUUAACACUUAAUAUUAUGCAUAAUAUAACAGCUAGUUAUUGCAUAUGGUUGAAUUCGCAUCCAUUGGGUUUAUGUAUUGGCUGAAAGGACUGGAAUCCAUGCCGGCUAAAAAAAUAUAUGCAUUGCUGUUGAGUAUGAAGUUUUACUAGCGCCAUCUAUAAUCAGUUUUUGUCUAUGGUUGUUGUCUAUGGUUGAAAAUCUCCCAUUGAUAAACCAAUCCCAGUUGGUUAGAUAACCGACUAUGGAGAAAUUGGCACUUAGUACGAGAAAAUGAAACAAAAGUGAACAAAUUUAGACAUUGUUGAAUGUUGAAUAACAACAAUGAGAACCAACAUGUUAAGUACUUAAUAUUUUUUUCAAUUUACUUCUCAUGUUGUUUUCUACAAUUAUAAAAAAAUAUAUUAUCGUCACCCUUGAAUAUGGUGAAAAGUAAAAUAAAAGAAUAAUACUUAUUAAGUACCUACAUACUUUUCUUUUCUUUAAGGCCUUGUUUCACAAUGGCUGGUUAGUGGUUACCUGUGAGAUAAAAUACAUGCUUUCACUCUCUGUUAUUAUUUUUUUGACAGUGACAGCAUGUAUUUUAUCUCACAGGUAGCCACUAACCAGACAUUGUGAAAUAAACACAUACAUUGGGUUUGGGACUAAACAUCCCACAUACCACUGGCGAAAAGUGGGUGCAGCAAUGCACCUUUGCCUACCCCUGUACAUUAGGGUCCACUUGCACCAACAUAUUAAAUCUAGAUUUAGUGUCAAAUUUUAAAUGGACUGACGCGACGUUUCUUAAAUCAACAUUUGACUGUAAGGGCCAC
Plutella xylostella (diamondback moth) is the source of this 2459-nucleotide messenger RNA. RefSeq lists its product as uncharacterized. NCBI's taxonomy places the organism in Eukaryota, Metazoa, Arthropoda, Insecta, Lepidoptera, Plutellidae. The record is from RefSeq and is a predicted model, not a curated record.